Cladocopium goreaui is the source of this 617-nucleotide messenger RNA. NCBI's taxonomy places the organism in Eukaryota, Dinophyceae, Suessiales, Symbiodiniaceae. The record is from the annotation of a GenBank genome assembly.
AUGUGGUGGAAAUCUGUGGCGCUGCUUUGCCUCGCGAGAAGUGAGAUCUCAGGGCCGGUCUUGGUGCCAGUGCGCGAGCUCAAAGGCUGCUGUCCUGACAACAAGGGCCAGUGGCACUCCUGCUGCAGUGUGGCGGGCUCCUGCUGCCCUGCCUUGGACGAAGAGCUGCAGCCGUGUUGCCCGGGCUUCAAAGAGCAGCAACUCUUUGAACCGUGCAUAGGUAUCAACGGGCGAAGCCCAUGUCCCAGCGAUAGCACCUGCUGCAGUGGCAGCUGCUGUGUCGGGAAAGCCGUGUGCUGUGGAAAAACCUGCUGUACACAGGAGUCCAGCUGCUGCAAAGACAGCCUGGGGGACGAUGUGCUGCUUGGGCUGUUCAAGCUUGCUCACUGAUCUCAGUGUGACAGUACUUGGGUGUUGGUGCAGUGUUGAUGCUGGUAAGUGAUAAGUGGAUAAUAAUAGUGGAUAAUAGGGGUGAUAUCAACAGUAUCCCAACUUAUGGGGGUUAUUUCACCAUGGUUAUACCAUGUUAUACCUAUAAAAACCCCAAUCAUCAGAGGUUUGAGACUGGUGGCCUUGCCCCUUAUUUCACCAAGGUGUGGGCCGCCCUCCUGCGAUUU